Pseudogymnoascus destructans is the source of this 2303-nucleotide messenger RNA. RefSeq lists its product as uncharacterized. Gene Ontology annotation, molecular function: DNA binding. Bases 91 to 2286 code for a protein of 731 amino acids. The transcript has 5 exons. NCBI's taxonomy places the organism in Eukaryota, Fungi, Ascomycota, Leotiomycetes, Thelebolales, Thelebolaceae. The record is from RefSeq and is a predicted model, not a curated record.
UUUGCAUCUUACCUCUCAUAUUUCCUUUGUUCUUGAGCAUUUUCUUGGUUAUUUUGCUCUUUACGUCGAUCUUUGAAGAGAACAGUGGUUAUGAAGCUCUCAAAGGAUGAACUACUGGCAGAUAUCGAGCAGCAGGGAUCAACGAAGAAACGUCCACCAAAAGUUGCCCCUCCAACAAAGAGAGGAUACAAGUCUAUCCUCUCGCUAUGGCAGGACUUUGCAUUGCGUAUUGACCAGCCAGCGCUGGUCCCAAGCGCAGGUUACAUGAAGAGCUUCUUCAAGAUGUUAGCAAUCGAGCAUAAAGGGAUGCUAGGCCCACGCCUGUCCCUCAACACCUUAUGCCCAUACGUUACACGCCUCGCGACAGCGUACAAGCAUGAACACGAUAUUGAGAUUCCACAGAGGGUAGUGGGGGAAGUGAAAGAUUGGAUUAAGACAGACUUGAAAGAUUUGCUCGCGCUUAGUAGCAAGGCCCGCCCGAAGCCAAUGGCAGACUCGCAAGAUCUCGAAGUGCUCAUUCGUUACUUGUGGGUAGAGGACAAGCACAGUUUCCGAAACCAGCUCGACCGCGUUAAGUUGCACUUCUUUCUUCUAUGCCUUGCAUACACUGUAUCUCGGCCAGGGGCAGUCGUCGUAUCAGAUUCAUAUCGAAACAGCAAUGAGGCUAUGAAAUAUAGAGAUUUGAAAUUCCACCUCACUCGGGAUGUCGAAGGCGGUCCACCUCAGAUGAGCCUCACAGUUACCUUCAAACUUAUGAAGGGGGACAGAGACGAGGAGGAUGAAUUUGUUACAAUAACGCUCUGGGAGGACCGGGCCUAUCCACACCUAUGCCCAAUUAUGCCUUUCCUUACCUUAGCAUACGAACACGACGCAUUUGAUAUUAAGCCAGAAGAGCUUUUUUGCGCUACGUUAGAUCGUAGCGUUGUUGAAGUCCCUCUCAAAGAUGAGGUCUUAGAUAUGCCCCUUUUUCGAGCAGCAGACGGGACGGCUGCAUGGACAUACGCUGCUUCUUACCGCGCCUUGACAGCGCUUGCAUACCGUGCAGGAUACAGAUGCCAAGUAACUUCAUACGCUAUUAGGCGCGGAGCUGCCAAUAUUCUAGAAAAGUCUGCUACAUGGGCAGAAACAGGCAUCUUGAUGGGUCAUAAGAAUGCCAAGGUGUUACAAGCACGCUAUGUCAACAAACAUGUCGGUGUUGACUUACAAAGCCUGUUCCAUAAAAGAACUGCAAAGACUGAUCGUCUACGGCCGUUGCGCAGCUUAGCUGCUGAACACUUCCCAGGCGCACCAUGCGACCUCCGCGGUACGGACCUGCAUCAGAAGCUCAGGAAACACCCUAAAUACAUUGAGCGUCGCCAGGAAUGGCAGGACCUUAAGCAGAGCGCGGCAAGCGCAGCCCUUGUUAAAGCUGCGAAAACAAAGAUGAAUGUGGAAUUAGCACGUCUUAGAAGAGUUGAGACAAAGAAGCUCAGAGAGGAUUGGAUCAAAACUGAUGGAUUACGUUAUCUCAGAAUGCAACGGCAAGACAACGCAGCCCAGGAGCUCUCCAAAGAAUUGAACGACUACACGCUACCGCCAUGGCGCGCCACCGUGACUGAGAUGCUGUUUGAGGCAUCAGAUCAAUCACAAGAAGGGAGGCUUGUAUUAUUGCGCAACCUUCGGGACCUGUCUAAAGUCAAAUGUGGGCCUGCUAGAACCAAGAUGCUAUAUCCGUGUCCCUAUAUUGAUUGUGCGCACCAUGAGAAGCCCUUUGACACCAAGGAUGCUCUAAGUCGCCACUCUCGCCAUCACGGAUGUCGCCACUCUCGCCAUCACGGAUGUCGCUAUAUUGAUUGUGUUUACUAUGAGAAGCCCUUUUCGACCACGGCCGCUCUAACCCGCCAUUCUCGACAUCACCGCCAAAUGGAGUAUAUGUCCCAACAGAUGAAUGAAGUGACUUUUACACGCAGGGCGACUCUCCACUGCGGCCAAGGCAACACUAACACAGAACAUUCCUGUCCUCAUCGCAGUUGUCCGCGCUACGUGUUGCCCUUUGCAUUCAAAAGAGAUCUUCAGCGCCAUUGCGACCGAAUUCAUAAUACAUCGGAAUACCUCUGCCUGCAUCAGCAUUGUAUUCGCAGCAGAAAACCUUUUACGAACGAAAUCUCUCUUGUUCGCCAUCUGCAUGAAGUUCACUCACAAGUAUUUCUUCUAGAUGCUCAGAGACAGCCGCCGAAGCCACAUUCUGGCUUCACGAGUGAAGCUGGGCCUCACAGGGUCUUACAAAUAGUAUUGCAGGCCAAAUAGAUAUUAUAGAUUAGUUG